AACAACUUUAGAUAAUGACAAUGGAUUGCGCAGUGUCCCUCUUGGCUCACCAGCAUUGCUAUAAAAUGGUCACACACAAGCAGGAGAGAACGUAGGGACAGCUUAUUUCUCAAGUUCUAUUGUGUGAUUAUGCCAUAGCUAAGACCUGCUAAGAUUUUAGGUCCUGAUUUAGAAAAACGGCAGGUUUGUCAAUCACAUCCAGCCUUUCAUAAAGUCCUCGAAUGCAAUAUUUAUGGCAAACAACAGCUCUGUAAUCAGUGGUAAUUUUCCUGUCAAAUUAAUUAGUAAGGAAGUUAUUAUUGUUCAAGUGUUGAUAGUCGUUUUUCUCAGCAUCAACUUUUUUCUGAUCUCAACUUUUUUCCGGAAGAAUGUUUUUCAUACAUCUAUGCGUUACAUCUUGUUUGCUGUGACUCUGUUGUCUGACUGUCUGUUUUUAAUAUUGGCAAAUGUUACGCUUAUAUUGAGCUAUUUUGGUUUUACCAUGCAAAUGUGGUUGUGCCUUAUCAUAUUUGUUCUUACGUCUGUUUACGCGUAUGUGACUCCUGUCACCCUCACUGCAAUGACACUGGAGCGCUAUGUGGCCAUAUGCAUGCCCCUGCGACAUGCAGAGCUGUGCACUCCGCAUGGCGCUUUGCAGCUCAUCCUCAUCAUUAAUAGCAUCAGUGCUGUUCCCUGCACUAUUAAUCUUGCAGUUUUCUAUUCCACAGCAUCUCCUACCUUUAAUACCCAGAGAGGAAUUUGUUAUGGGGAGAGGUUUGUAUUGUUCACAUGGCAGGGUCAUUUUAGAUCAGCAGUAAGUCAGUUGUACUUUUUUAUAAUGUUCACAAUCAUUGUUUUCUCAUACAUUAAGAUCAUGAAAGUGGCCAAAACUGCUUCAGGAGAGAAUAAAAAGUCAACAUGGAAAGGACUCAGAACUGUGGUUCUUCAUGGUUUUCAGCUGCUUCUUAGCUUAAUCCAGCUGUGGAGUGUUUUCAUAGAAGAUGCUGCUCUUAAAGUUAGUCUUACGCUGUAUGUUAACAUUAGAUACUUUAAUUACGUCAUGUUUUUUCUUGCCCCUAGAUGUUUGAGUCCACUCAUCUAUGGCCUCAGAGAUGAAUUAUUUUUCCAAGCAUUGAAGUAUUUUGCACUUUGUGGCUUGCAUAGAAAAUAAUAAUUAUCCAAUGUAUUGCAUUUUUCUUUAUGGCAUUGUUACUUGAAAAAACAACUUCCCUGAUGUGUUGACAUGUUCUUUCUGAGACCAUAUGUGUAGAGAGACCUUGAUUAAAAAUGUUAUUUAUUGGUAAAAAUAC
Molecule: messenger RNA, 1289 nt
Organism: Oryzias latipes (Japanese medaka)
Lineage: Eukaryota; Metazoa; Chordata; Actinopteri; Beloniformes; Adrianichthyidae
Source: RefSeq, a predicted model, not a curated record